AUGUCGCCCAAUAGAAAAGAGGAGCUCCUCCUCGCGCUCCCCGCGGUAUGCCAAUACAUCACUGACGCCAUCCACGGCGGCGGCAUCGUUCUCGUGCACAGCGAGGCGGAGUCGAAGGCCUGCACGGCGGUUUGCGCAUACCUUAUGACCGCGCAAGGUCUCUCCGCCCAGGCUGCCCGCGACAAGAUUGAAAAAGAUAUGCCGCUGUUCAACGCCACCAGCACGUUCCGGCGCAACCUCGACCUCUUUGAGGCGUGUGGGCACAAGCCACAUUUAGAGCACCCCGCCGUGCAGCAAUGGCUAUAUGGCGGCACGGCCACGCCGCCGAAUAUGCUCGUCGACAUGAACCCUAACCUCACGGCAGCAGCGCUUCUUGGUGCUUUCAACCACGCCCAACGGGCGAGGAACGAAAGUGCUAUGCUCGCUGUUGCUUCUGCAUCCCAGGGCAGCGGGAAUAGCAGGGUCCCGGAGAACGUACCUCCAGCAGCAGAUACGAGGCGGCGCAAACGUCCGGAGAGGUCGUGCUCGCCGAAAAGACCGACGGUCAUUAGUGUUGCAGACGAGGCGAAGCUGCGUGCGACAGCGGCGCGUCUGCUGGGUGACACGUCGUUGGACAUGCCGACCUUCGGCCAGGCGCUUGGGGCCUUGACGCUAAACGCGGGUGCAAGGGCAAAGACCAACGAGGGAUUACCGGAACCGCACGCUGUUGUGGUAGAUAGUAGUUGA
This is a messenger RNA of Schizophyllum commune H4-8, 726 nucleotides long. RefSeq lists its product as uncharacterized. Gene Ontology annotation, molecular function: protein tyrosine/serine/threonine phosphatase activity. Gene Ontology annotation, biological process: protein dephosphorylation. Bases 1 to 726 code for a protein of 241 amino acids. The transcript has 3 exons. NCBI's taxonomy places the organism in Eukaryota, Fungi, Basidiomycota, Agaricomycetes, Agaricales, Schizophyllaceae. The record is from RefSeq and is a predicted model, not a curated record.